UUUUUUUGUCGUUCUUCAUUUUAUUUCUCCUCCUUUCCAUCUGUUCUUUUAUUUUAAUUUAACUCGAUUCUGCCUGCCAAUUAAGAAAACAAACAAAAAAACACCAUUUUCGCAAUAUGAAAAUUCCAAAUUGAUGCUCUAAAAUUAUAUACUUUUUAAUCAGCGGACUCACUUAAUUUAAUUAAAACCAUCCUAUUUUCCAAAAGAAUUUUCUGUUUUCACAAUUCUCGGAAGUAAAAUAUGUAACUUGACUAUCAUCAGUGUGCGGCCGAUUUGGGGAGUUUUACUGCAACACUGCCCGAUAAUGUGAAAUUAGGGCUACGGUUUUUCCCUCCCUUUCCUUCGGCGUUCUGAUUUUGGGGGCAAAAUCAAAUUUUGUAAGAGCCGGUCCAAAAUUUUUAAUCCGGUGCGCGAAUGCGAAAUUUCAAAACCACCAAGAAAAAAAAAAGAAAAAAGAAGAAAAGAAGGGUUUUCAAUUUGAUAGGAGGGAUUCGUUUGUUACUUUCGAAAUUUGAAUUUGAAUAAUUGAAUGAGGUUUAGUUAUGAUGUGUCCGGAAGCAGAAAAAGGAAAGUUGAUGAUUGUGUGUGGCGGGGGGCAGAGGGGGUAAGGGAAGUGUUGUCAAUUUGUCAUAGUUAUUAUUAUUGUACCCUAAAUUGAAUGUUCCUAUUCAGAUUAGGGUUUAUAUCUCUGUACGGCCAAAACCAGAAGCAGAUGAGAACGUUAACAUAAAUCCUGUAUUGUUGUGGAAUCCACAGACACUGAGAAACAGCAAGCGAGAGAGAGAGAGAGAGUGUGUGUGUGAAAAACUGAAAAGUGAAAAGCAUGUCGGGAUCGGAGAUGGGAAGAAGAGAAGGCUUCACCGUUGGGCUUCACAGCCAUAACAGCAUGCGUUUGGACUUUUCUGAUGGCCCUGCUCUCUACAGCAACAGCAACAACAACCCUCUUGCGCCACCUUCUGCUUCUCCAACUUACCACCCUUCCACCGCAGUCACCGCUGCACCUAUCAACAUCAAUGGCAGCGCGGUUGGCGGCAUCGAAUCGUUGGCGGCGCUGCCACAGGGCGGCCACAUCGGGAGUAGCUCUGAGCCGAAGAAGAAGAGAGGGAGGCCAAGGAAAUACGUACCGGAUGGUGGCGGCGUAGGGUUAGGGUUGAAUCCAGAUUCUUCUGCUCCUGGUAUGACCGUUAACCAUAGCCAGAACCAGAAUCCGAAUCUGAAUUCGAGCUUGAACCAGAAUCAGUCCGGUGGCGGAGCUAUGUCGCCGGCAAUUGCUUCCGCCACACCUAAUUCUAAUUCCGGGAAGAAAAGGGGAAGGCCUCGUGGCUCUCUCAACAAGCAUCCUCACUUAAAGGGUCUUGGAUUGGCAAAACUUACUUUCACUCCGCAUGUUCUUACUGUGAAAUCUGGAGAGGAUCUGGGAGUAAAGGUUACGUCCAUCUCCAUGGAUGGUCCAAGAAAUAUUUGUAUCUUAACAGCAAAUGGAACCAUAUCUAAUGUAACACUUAGCCAACCUUCGAUACCUGGAGGAACUGUGACCUAUGAGGGACGAUUUGAGAUCCUGGCACUCUGUGGUUCUUUUCUUCUUUCUGAUAAUGGUCAGUUCCAAAGAACUGGUUCUUUAAGUCUGACCUUGUCUGGGCCUGAUGGUCGGGUUAUGGGUGGUGCAAUCGCAGGUGUUUGUGUAGCUGCUUCCCCAAUUCAGAUAGUUUUCGCAAGCUUCCUUGUAGAUGGUGGUUACAAGAAAAUGAAGUCAUCGAACCAGAACCAGAACCAGAACCAGAUGGGGACCUUACCUUCCUCCCCUAAUGUUCUCCCGGCUGGUCAAAGCAGCUCGCCAUCGCAUGGCACUCUUAGUGAAUCUUCUGGUGGAGCCGGGAGCCCACUUAACCUGAGUACAGAUGUUUGCAAUAACAAUAACACCCCACAAGGAAUUUCCGGAAUGCCCUGGAAAUGAAACUGGUAGCUAGUUUGUGCAUUGGAUUUGGCAUGGGGUGGUCAGGCUCCACGCACUUGUUAUGUUCUUAUCUGUCUGCUUGUUGCUUUAAGCAUCCACGAGACAAACAUGUAACAUUAGCUUUUCUGUAUUAUUAGUGCAAGAUUAAAAGAAAAAACAUUGUGUAGGUUAGUUUUCUGUCUUUAGCCAUUCUGAAUAUGGGUGAUUUAAGUAGUUCAGGCUGAAUGGGAUGUGAUUUAGGAGUAUGUAGCAUUAGAUGGCAGUGACUGGUCAUCUGUUUCUUGUAACUUUUACUUGAUGCUGGAAACCACCUCCUUGCAACCCAGUUGUUUAAUGGUAAUAAUUAUAUCUAGUUUAAA
Molecule: messenger RNA, 2313 nt
Organism: Arachis stenosperma
Lineage: Eukaryota; Viridiplantae; Streptophyta; Magnoliopsida; Fabales; Fabaceae
Product: AT-hook motif nuclear-localized protein 10
Exons: 5
Coding region: 824-1954 (376 amino acids)
Molecular function (GO): minor groove of adenine-thymine-rich DNA binding
Source: RefSeq, a predicted model, not a curated record